Molecule: messenger RNA, 3050 nt
Organism: Oncorhynchus masou masou (cherry salmon)
Lineage: Eukaryota; Metazoa; Chordata; Actinopteri; Salmoniformes; Salmonidae
Product: GA-binding protein subunit beta-1-like
Exons: 10
Coding region: 513-1949 (478 amino acids)
Biological process (GO): positive regulation of transcription by RNA polymerase II
Cellular component (GO): nucleus
Molecular function (GO): protein binding; transcription cis-regulatory region binding
Source: RefSeq, a predicted model, not a curated record
CCCCUGCCUCUUUCAGAUCCAGCCAGAUCAUUGGCAUACGGGGGACCGCCUCCAUCGCUCCCAGCGACUGCACCGAGCCUGAGUUCAAGAAACGAUGGAUGCUAAGGGACGUGACGCCAGAAGGAAUGUUCCAGUGCGCAAAUGUUUAUGGGAAGUGUAGUUCACUAUAUUAGCUCAGACUAGUUGUUUCACCAGAGGUUUGAAUUUGAAACAUCUAGCUAUAUUCAGUAUCUUUGGUUGGGCAAUAACUACAUUACAUAUUAGUAUCACUUUACAUAAGAUAUACUAGUGUCUCUUAUCAUGUUUGAACGUGGGAACAUUUGUGGAACAUUUUUUGCUGCACACUACAUACUAUUACCGCAUCCGGUGUGCCUGGCCGCCAUAUUUGAUUCUGCAAAAAAUAUAAAUAUUAUGUUUGUUUAGCUGUGUAGAAGUUACGAAAGUGUAAUAAACACACAUUCGGCGGCAGAAAUUAGAAGAGUUGCACUUUUAGCGAACGACUAGCUAAGUAGAUGUCACUGGUGGACCUGGGAAAGCGGCUGCUGGAGGCUGCACGGGCAGGGCUGGAUGAUGAUGUCAGGACCCUCAUGGUCAAUGGAGCUCCCUUCACCACUGAUUGGCUGGGGACUUCCCCGCUCCAUCUAGCUGCUCAGUACGGACACCACUCCACGGCUGAGGUGCUUCUCCGAGCAGGCGUCAGCAGGGAUGCCCGGACCAAAGUGGACAGGACCCCACUCCACAUGGCGGCCACAGAGGGCCACUCUAAUAUAGUGGAGCUGCUAGUCAGUAGCGGAGCGGACAUCAACGCUAAGGACAUGCUGAAGAUGACAGCCCUGCAUUGGGCGGCCCAGCACGGUCACAGAGAGGUGGCAGAGCUGCUGCUCAAAUAUGGAGCAGACGUCCACUCCCUCAGCAAGUUUGACAAGACGCCCUUUGACAUCGCCAUGGAUACCAGCAACACUGAGCUCAUGAUACUGUUACAGGAUGGCAUGCAAAACCAAGUGAACAUGAACCCCGAGCCCCAGUUCAUCAUCUCCUCUGCUGGGGUCGUGAACCUCUCUGACCUCGUCAACACCACCGCCAAGUCAGGUAUGGGCAACUGGAGCACAGGUUACAGAGAAUCUGUCUCUACCACCUCAGUCCUGGCAACACUGGCAGCCCUGGCAGAAGCCUCAGGUCCCAUGGAUAAAAAUGCAGGGAAAUCUGAGGACGCAAUCGCUGCAGAUUCUGUGGAUUCGGCCAUUCAGCAUGUAGUGGGUGAUGGAGGUCAGAGGGUCAUCACCAUAGUGACGGACCAACACGGCAACUUGCAGCCAGCAGGACUUGGGCAGCAGUUCUUUGUCACUAUGCAGGGGCAGCAAAUGGUGGCAGUCCCGGCUGGUCAGAUCACAGAGGAGGUGGUGGAACAGGAGCCUUAUCCCUCUCCUGCACGCAAGAGGAGAAUAGAGCCUGCAGCCAUCCUAACCAGACCCAAAGACAAGAAAGCGAAGUCGGGGGACAGCAGUCGGGAGCAGCUCCAGAAGCAGUUGCAGGAGGCCAACCGGAAGGCCCAGGAGUACCGCACACAGCUCCUACAGAAGGAGCAGGAGGCUGAGCAGUACCGCCUCCGACUAGAGGAGGCCAUAGAGCAACAACAGAGCAACAAUACCAGCAAUGCUACUGGUUCUACCUGCACAAGUGUCCAGGAGGCAGAAGAGGAGGUGGUCCAAAUGGAAAAACAACACGAGACAGAGGAGAGAGUUGUGGAGGAGGACAAAGUGGAAGGGGAGGAGGACGUCCCAUUUCCGGAAGACACCAUUCUGGUUAAAGUGGAGGAGGAGCUGGAUUCAGGGGAGGGAGAACAGAUAACAGUGGAUGAUACAGAGGAAAUGGAGAAGGCUUCAACUAAGGUCACAACGACCCCCAAACGGGGGAGAGGGAGGGGACGAGGACGUGGAAAGAGGCGGUAGUCAAGCGUCCCUCUGUUCUCUUGGUGUUCUCUCAUGAUAUGUCUUGUUUUAUGCUUUUAUAUUAAUAUUAAUGGUUAUUACUUGUUUAUUUUAGAACGAUAACAUUGUAUUUGUAACUAGGUUUUGAGAUUAUUUUAUUUACUUGCAAUACUUUUGAUGAAGAAGCCAUUGGCUAGCACUUGUAAGCUAACGCUGAGCCCUGUAGGAGGAGUUAAAGAUGCAGAUGGCUCCACAGUGUACAAACAUUUCUGUGAAUUUAGAGAAAGUAAGAAAAGGUAUGUUUGCAUAGGAGUGUAAAUACUGCAAUGUGGGUUUGAUUGCACUGUGCAUUCAUUCUCCUAAGAAUAAGGUUUGCAACACAUUCUAAUAUAGGAUAUUCAAUCCCCAGCAUUUCUGGUUCAUGUCUGCAGCAUCAUGUUUAAAAAAGAAGAAAGUUAGCUCAAGUGUAUAGUGCUAACUGAGAAAAUGCAUCUGAUUCUUCAGAAAAUGUUCUCCAAGGCUGGCUAAGUUCUAGUUAUUUGCGUACCUGAAUGUGUGAGUGUUUGGGAAUCUUUGGGUGAGGUCGAGGUGUGGGAUAUCGGUGUUUCUUUGCUAGAUGGCCAGCUUUCUUAAAUCUGUCUUGAAUAUCCUAUUCUAGUACUAUUUUAGCUGCAGACCACUCAGACACUAAGAUACUGUAGGUUUUCCUUUUUUGUUCCAAGUAGUGUUAGAUUUUAGAGUUAAUGUUUAAGUCACUGUUAUUAUUAAGCUCUUACUUUUGUUCCUUUUGUGUAAUCUUAAAGCAUUACAUUCUGUAUAGACCAGCAUCUGUCAAUAGACAUUGAUCUGUCAUCGCAGUCCAGUUUAAACUAAUACUCUCAGAAAAAUAUUGUUUACAUAUGCUCUCUUUAUAUGGCUGGUUAAUUUGACACUAAGUGUUCCUUUAUGAACAUUAUAAAAGCACAAUCAGGGGUUAUCUUCCAGUUGGUUAGGAGAAAAAAAAAACAAUUUUGCUACAAAAUAAUGUUAGUGAGAAAAUAUGGGAAAUUGUUUUCUAUGUUGAAUACCCCUUUCUUAAAUGUAUUUUUAGAAUUCAAUAAAUAAGUGUUUAUUGUUAUUCUA